AUGUUGAAAAGUGCUAUCAAGAAGAGAAAAACUACUUCAGGUGUGGAACACACACAUGGUAAGGAUGAAAACUUUGAAGCAUUACUGAAGCCAGUUUUUAAAGGUAAGAAAUUAACUGAUGAAAUAAAUACGGCCGAAGAUAAAUGGAACUUGCUACCAGCAUUUCUAAAGGUGAAGGGUUUAGUUAAACAACAUUUGGACUCUUUCAAUUAUUUUGUCGAUGAUGAUCUGAAAAAAAUUAUUCAGGCCAAUCAAUUGAUCCUAUCUGAUGUUGAUCCUGAAUUUUAUCUGAAAUAUGUUGAUAUCAGAAUUGGUAAGAAAUCUUCUUCCUCAGCUAGAGAUUAUUUAACGCCACCUCAUGAAUGUAGAUUAAGAGAUAUGACUUACUCUGCGCCAAUUUAUGUCGAUAUUGAAUAUACUAGAGGUAGAAAUAUUAUUAUGCAUAAGGAUGUUGAGAUAGGUAGAAUGCCUAUUAUGUUGAGAUCCAACAAAUGUAUUCUUUACGAUGCAGAUGAAAAGACUAUGGCCAAAUUAAAUGAAUGCCCAUUGGAUCCAGGUGGUUAUUUUAUUGUAAAUGGUACUGAGAAGGUUAUUCUAGUUCAAGAGCAAUUAUCAAAGAAUCGUAUUAUUGUGGAAGCUGAUUCAAAGAAAGACAUUGUUCAAGCCUCUGUUACCUCGUCUACUCAUGAAAGAAAAUCCAAGACAUAUGUCGUUACUAAGAAUGGGAAAAUCUACUUGAAACAUAAUUCUAUUGCUGAAGAAAUUCCAAUUGUUGUUGUUUUGAAAGCUUGCGGUAUUAUCUCCGAGUUGGAAGUUAUGCAAUUGGUUUGUGGUAAUGAUAGUAGUUAUCAGGAUAUUUUUGCCGUUAAUUUAGAAGAAGCUUCCAAACUUAACAUCUAUACACAACAACAAGCGCUAGAAUAUAUCGGUGCAAAGGUUAAAACGAUGAGAAGACAAAAGUUGUCCACUCUACAAGAAGGUAUCGAGGCUAUCGCUACUACUGUUGUAGCUCAUUUAACCGUCGAAGCUCUAGAUUUUAGAGAAAAGGCCUUAUAUAUGGCUAUGAUGACACGUAGAGUCGUUAUGGCAAUCCAUAAUCCAAAAAUGGUUGAUGACAGAGAUUAUGUAGGUAAUAAACGUUUAGAACUUGCGGGCCAACUGAUCUCUCUAUUAUUUGAAGAUUUGUUUAAGAAAUUUAACAGUGAUUUCAAAGCUAGUAUUGACAAGGUAUUGAAAAAACCGAAUAGAGCAAUGGAGUAUGAUGCAUUAUUGUCCAUUAAUGUCCAUUCAAAUAAUAUAACAAGUGGGCUAAAUAGAGCCAUCUCUACGGGUAACUGGUCUUUAAAGAGAUUUAAAAUGGAAAGAGCUGGUGUCACUCAUGUUUUAUCAAGAUUAUCAUACAUUUCUGCGUUGGGUAUGAUGACAAGAAUUUCAUCUCAAUUCGAAAAAUCUAGAAAGGUGUCGGGUCCAAGAGCUUUACAACCUUCUCAAUUUGGUAUGUUAUGUACAGCAGAUACCCCAGAAGGUGAAGCAUGUGGUCUUGUAAAAAAUUUAGCGUUAAUGACACAUAUCACUACUGACUAUGACGAGGAACCAAUCAAGAAAUUAUGCUAUGUUAUUGGUGUUGAAGAUAUUACUAUGAUUGACAGUUCAUCCCUUCAUAUGAACUAUGGUGUCUACCUCAACGGUACCCUGAUUGGUGUAACAAGAUAUGCUAAUAAAUUUGUUACACAAUUUAGAAACCUGAGAAGAAGUGGGAAGAUCUCAGAAUUUAUUUCGAUUCACACGAACACACAUCAGAAAGCUGUCCAGAUCGCUACUGAUGGUGGUAGAAUUUGUAGACCAUUGAUAAUCGUUAGUGAAGGUAAAUCUCGUGUUACUGCAGAACAUUUAGCUCCAUUGAUGAAUGGUGAACUUGUAUUCGAUGACUUUUUGAAACUUGGUUUGGUUGAAUAUUUAGAUGUUAAUGAGGAAAAUGAUUCUUUUAUUGCACUAUAUGAGAAAGAUAUAACACCUGCAUCUACACAUUUAGAGAUCGAACCAUUCACUGUUCUAGGUGCAGUCGCUGGUUUGAUUCCUUAUCCCCACCAUAACCAAUCCCCACGUAACACAUACCAAUGUGCGAUGGGUAAACAAGCUAUUGGAGCGAUUGCAUACAACCAAUUCAAGAGAAUUGAUACUCUGUUAUAUUUGAUGAUUUAUCCUCAACAACCGAUGGUUAAAACCAAAACUAUUGAACUUAUUGACUAUGAUAAACUUCCUGCAGGCCAAAACGCGACGGUUGCUGUCAUGUCAUAUUCCGGUUAUGAUAUCGAAGAUGCCUUAGUUUUAAAUAAGGCUUCUAUUGAUAGAGGGUUCGGUAGAUGUGAAACCCGUAGAAAGACUACAACUAUUUUAAAAAGAUAUCCAAAUCAUACACAAGAUAUCAUUGGUGGUAUGCGUGUAGACGAAAAAGGUGAACCAAUAUGGCAACAUAAAUCGUUAGGACCUGAUGGUUUAGGUGAAGUUGGUAUGAAAGUCGAGAGUGGCCAGAUAUAUGUGAAUAAAUCUAUCCCAUUAAACUCCACCGAACCAUUUUCUGGUGACGCAAGUUCGCAAUUCAAAGAGACACCAGUUAUAUACAGAGCUCCAGAAGCUUCGCAUAUUGAUCAAGUUAUGAUGUCUGUGUCAGAUAAUGACCAGGCAUUAAUCAAGGUUCUAUUGAGGCAAAACAGAAGACCAGAACUCGGAGAUAAGUUUUCUUCCAGACAUGGUCAGAAGGGUGUUUGUGGUAUCAUCGUUAAACAAGAAGAUUUACCAUUUAAUGAUGAUGGUAUUUCUCCAGAUAUUAUCAUGAAUCCUCACGGUUUUCCAUCUCGUAUGACUGUUGGAAAAAUGAUAGAGUUAAUUUCAGGUAAGGCAGGUGUUUUGAAUGGGUCCCUAGAAUAUGGUACUUGUUUUGGUGGUUCUAAACUGGAGGAUAUGUCUAAAAUUCUUGUAGACCAAGGUUUCAACUACUCUGGGAAGGAUAUGUUGUAUUCUGGUAUUACUGGUGAAUGUCUACAGGCUUAUAUUUUCUUUGGUCCUAUUUAUUAUCAGAAGUUGAAGCAUAUGGUUCUUGACAAAAUGCAUGCUAGAGCAAGGGGCCCUAGAGCUGUCUUGACUCGUCAACCUACCGAAGGUAGAUCAAGAGAUGGUGGUUUGAGAUUAGGUGAAAUGGAAAGAGAUUGUGUUAUUGCGUAUGGUGCUUCUCAAUUAUUACUAGAAAGACUGAUGAUCAGUUCAGAUGCAUUUGAAGUUGAUGUCUGUAAUUCAUGCGGUUUGAUGGGUUACAGUGGCUGGUGCACGACUUGUAAGAGUGCCGAAAAUGUCAUUAAGAUGAGUAUUCCUUAUGCUGCUAAACUACUAUUCCAAGAGUUACUAUCUAUGAAUAUCGCACCAAGAUUAAAAUUAGAUGACAUGUUCCAAGAAUAG
Messenger RNA from Maudiozyma barnettii, 3453 nucleotides. RefSeq names its product DNA-directed RNA polymerase III core subunit RET1 (gene RET1). Gene Ontology annotation, cellular component: RNA polymerase III complex. Gene Ontology annotation, biological process: DNA-templated transcription. The coding region runs from base 1 to 3453 and encodes 1150 amino acids. The transcript has a single exon. Gene Ontology annotation, molecular function: ribonucleoside binding; DNA-directed RNA polymerase activity; DNA binding. NCBI's taxonomy places the organism in Eukaryota, Fungi, Ascomycota, Saccharomycetes, Saccharomycetales, Saccharomycetaceae. The record is from RefSeq and is a predicted model, not a curated record.